Messenger RNA from Exaiptasia diaphana, 444 nucleotides. RefSeq names its product pre-mRNA 3' end processing protein WDR33. The transcript has 4 exons. The record is from RefSeq and is a predicted model, not a curated record. NCBI's taxonomy places the organism in Eukaryota, Metazoa, Cnidaria, Anthozoa, Actiniaria, Aiptasiidae. The annotation marks the transcript as partial. Gene Ontology annotation, cellular component: mRNA cleavage and polyadenylation specificity factor complex. Gene Ontology annotation, molecular function: protein binding.
UUAAAAAUGCUUUUUUCAGACAUUUACACAAGAGCACUGUUAUGAGCAUCAAAUGGAAUCAAAAUGGCAACUGGUUGCUCACAGCAUCACGUGAUCAUCUUCUUAAGUUAUUUGACAUUAGGAUGAUGAAAGAGUUGCAGAGUUUCAGAGGACAUAAACGAGAAGCCACUGCGAUAGCAUGGCAUCCCAUCCAUGAGUCUUUGUUUGCAAGUGGUGGGUCAGAUGGAGCAAUCAUGUUUUGGAAUGCYGGAGUUGAAAAGGAUGUUGGCAACAUGGAAUCAGCCCAUGAUGGAAUGGUAUGGAGCCUAGCAUGGCAUCCAUUGGGCCAUAUCCUAUGCUCAGGAUCCAAUGACCACUCAAGCAAAUUUUGGACCAGAAAUAAACUGGGAGACAGAAUGAGAGACAAAUAUAAUUUGAACAUGCAAGAUACUGAAGAUGAUUUGG